GCCGCCGCGAACGCGCAUGGAGGGGCGCGCGAGCCCACUGGGCGAGCCCCGCGCCCGGCCCGCGGGGGCCGUGCUGUACCGAGGCCCCGUGGAGCCGCUCGUCUUCCUUGCCAACUUCGCCUUGGUCCUGCAGGGCCCGCUCACCACGCAGUACCUGUGGCACCGCUUCAGUGCCGACCUUGGUUACAAUGGCACCCGCGACAGGGGCAACUGUGGCAACCACAGCGGGGACCCCAUCAUGCAGGAAGUGGAGACCCUUACCUCCCACUGGACCCUCUACACGAACGUGGGCGGCUUCCUGGUGGGGCUCUUCUCGUCCACCCUGCUGGGCGCCUGGAGUGACUGUGUGGGCCGCCGCCCGCUGCUGGUGCUGGCCUCGUUUGGCCUGCUGCUCCAGGCCUUGGUGUCCAUCUUUGUGGUGCAGCUUCAGCUUCACGUCGGCUACUUCGUUCUGGGCCGCAUCCUUUGUGCUCUUCUCGGUGACUUCAGUGGCCUUCUGGCUGCUGGCUUUGCCUCUGUGGCAGAUGUCAGCUCCAACCGCAACCGCACCAUCCGAAUGGCCCUGCUGGAAGCAUGCAUCGGGGUGGCAGGGAUGCUGGCCAGCCUCCUUGGGGGCCACUGGCUCCGGGCCCAGGGUUAUGCCAACCCGUUCUGGCUGGCCUUGGCCUUGCUGAUAGCCAUGACUCUCUACGCAGCAUUCUGCUUUGGUGAGACGGUGAAGGAGCCGACACGUGCUCGGCUCUUCACGCUCCGUCACCACCGAUCCAUUGUCCAGCUCUACGUGACUCCAGCCCCGGAGAAGUCCAGGAAACAUUUAGCCCUGUACUCAUUGGCCAUCUUCGUGGUGAUCACUGUGCACUUUGGGGCCCAGGACAUCCUGACCCUCUAUGAACUGAGCACACCCCUCUGCUGGGACUCCAGGCUGAUCGGCUAUGGUUCUGCGGCUCAGCACCUCCCGUACCUCACCAGCCUGCUGGUCCUGCGGCUUCUGCAGUACUGCCUGGCUGACACCUGGGUGGCUGAGAUCGGCCUGGCCUUCAACAUCCUGGGGAUGGUGGUCUUUGCAUUUGCUACCAUCACACCCCUCAUGUUCACAGGGUACGGGCUGCUCUUCUUGUCGUUAGUCACCACACCUGUCAUCCGGGCCAAGCUCUCUAAGAUGGUGCUCCACUCAGAGCAUGGUGCUCUCUUUUCUGCUGUGGCCUGUGUGAAUGCAUUGGCCAUGCUGACGGCCUCUGGCAUCUUCAACUCGCUCUACCCAGCCACUCUGAACUUCAUGAAGGGCUUCCCCUUCCUCCUGGGAGCUGCCCUCCUCUUCAUCCCAGCCAUUCUGAUUGGGAUGCUGGAAAAGGCUACUCCUCACCCUGAAUUCCAGCAGUUUCCCCAGAGCCCCUGAUCUGCCUGGGCCAGAAGACAGAGGGCAAGAGGAGCCAAGUGAGCACAACUAGCUGGAAGCAUGCAUCUAGGACCCCAGCCCACAGCAGUCUGGCAGCUCCCCUCAGAGGGCAUGGUGGUCAAGUUAGACCAAGCCCCACCUCAUCCACAGCUGCGCCAGCCUAUGACUCCAGCAUCUAGAAUUGUACCCCAGUCCCACUCCAGGGCAGGCAGUAGGGAAGCCAUUUGGAAUAGGGUCUGUUUACCCUUUAUGCCCUCAAUCACAUGGAACCCUCUGGGGGAGAGGAGAGGUCCUGAUGGAAGUGACGACUCAGGGACCACUUGAAGCAUGAGGGAUGGCAUCUCUGCUCCAGCUCAAACUGCACGGCUCACAGUGCUGAGGUCAUGGCGUGCAGCCACCAGUCACUCCUUAGUGAUGACUAUGGUACCUAUUAGGCUUUGUGGUGAGGAAGGGUUGUGGGAGGGACUUGGUGCCGUCUGGAGGGAGAGUGCUGCUGUGUCUGGGUGGCAAUCAAUCCACUGUGGCUUCACAGUGCCAACUGUAAUAAUAAAUCGGUAGAAUCACA
This is a messenger RNA of Equus quagga, 1961 nucleotides long. It is a transcript of the gene SLC46A1, whose product is annotated as solute carrier family 46 member 1. Gene Ontology annotation, cellular component: plasma membrane. NCBI's taxonomy places the organism in Eukaryota, Metazoa, Chordata, Mammalia, Perissodactyla, Equidae. The transcript is spliced from 5 exons. Gene Ontology annotation, molecular function: transmembrane transporter activity. The record is from RefSeq and is a predicted model, not a curated record. Gene Ontology annotation, biological process: transmembrane transport. Bases 17 to 1396 code for a protein of 459 amino acids.